AUGUCAGACCAUUCGGAACAGUUCGUGGCAUCUAUUGCAUCCGCGCUCAAUUCUUGUCAGAUCCCCUGCGUUCUCUGGGGCCACUGCCUGCUUAGAGUCCAUGGCAUACCUUCGAUUGUCGCGGCGGUCGACUAUGUCGUUCCGGACCAUCUUCUAACAGCUAGCGAAAAGGCUCUGAAAGUCCUACCCAGGCUCAGCCCAUGUCCCAGCCCGAAAACAUGCCUCGCCAGCUCCCCAGACCGACCCACGCCACCGCCAGCAUUCCACCUUCACAUCACCAACUCGGAGCUCACCGUCGGCCUGUACCGACAGUCAGAGACGCUGUGGUUCUUGCCGACUCUCAACGACUCCCUCGUCCGCCCAGAUGCGUCCAAGCUCCCGCCGCCGUUCCUCCUCGCCCAGACCAGUCCUCCCUCCCACAAUGGCGCCCCGGCCGCGCCUCCAGGCGUUUUCAAGUCGGGCGAGCAGCCGGUGGUCGUCCCCAAGGCUCACGUACUCCUCGAGGCCUUCCUGCGCAUCUACCUGCGCGACGCGGGGAGGCACAUCGGCGCCUUCGCUAUGUCCAUGAUCGGCUACGUAGAGAUGUACGUUGAUGAGGACGGGCUGCUGGACGUCGACGAGCUCCCAGAGCCGCUGAGGUCCUCCUACGCCGAGCUGAAGCUCGGGGAGAAGCCGCUGCGUCAAUGGCGGACGGACCUGACGCGGGCUCUCCAGAUGUCCGAGGACGAGGACGGCUGGUAG
Molecule: messenger RNA, 741 nt
Organism: Colletotrichum graminicola M1.001
Lineage: Eukaryota; Fungi; Ascomycota; Sordariomycetes; Glomerellales; Glomerellaceae
Exons: 2
Coding region: 1-741 (246 amino acids)
Source: RefSeq, a predicted model, not a curated record